This is a messenger RNA of Cyanistes caeruleus (blue tit), 2391 nucleotides long. RefSeq lists its product as uncharacterized. The record is from RefSeq and is a predicted model, not a curated record. Gene Ontology annotation, molecular function: DNA binding. Gene Ontology annotation, biological process: DNA integration; DNA recombination. NCBI's taxonomy places the organism in Eukaryota, Metazoa, Chordata, Aves, Passeriformes, Paridae.
CUAUCGGAGCCUGAGGGUCCGUGUGGGGGUGCUCCCAUCCUGUCCCCUCCGCUCCUCACGGCUCUGCGGGGGAGUUACCUGCACCGGGACUUCCAGGACCUGGAAACUGCCUAAAUGGCCCAUUAUCGCCUCCAUUGUGCUGCAUGAGAGGGCGAGAGAAGGAGAUGGAGCUUCCCCGGGUGAUUUAACCUGUUCGUCCCUGGUCCUGUUCCCCUCCCCUGCCACAAACCUGUGCUAUUUUGUUGCUAAAAGGAGAGAGCCGGCAGCAGGGGGAAGUACAAACGCGCUACAGGUCUCUACGACGGCCAGGAGUAAUGGCCAAACCUUGGGCGAGAGGAAGCUCCCGGGGAAGGACCCGCCCGGGUCCCUGUACGGCUUUCUUCAAAGGGAGAGACCAAAAGCUCAAGCUGUCGGCUGAGGAACCUGCUAGCUUUGCUUUUUUUCUUAGGGUUUUUCUGGGAUAGCUACUGGGGAAAGGCAGCUGUGUCGUUCAACUGUGCAGAAGCAUCUCAGUGCGUUGCCUGUACUUAACAGAGAAGGAGGGCUGAUCAGUAAUUCAGAACCCCAAGCUAUUCUUUACCAAACCUGGAAACCACGUCUUGAGGAGCCCAGGAGAAUAUUGGGAGGUAACAUAAGUACUUUUAUCUGCUUUUGAACCUUAUCAGUAAAUCCAAUUACAUUCCAAACUCUGGCAGAAUGCGUAAUAAACGCCUGGAUGUUUCACACAUUCCAGCUCUCGGGCCGCGCCCGCUUCCUCUUCCUCCUCCGGACCUCUGGGGCUGUUCCGAGACGAGCUCUGUGAGUGGCCCUCCGGCCAUAAAAAGGGUCCCCAGGGCUCAUCUCGGGGAGUCUCAGCUCGGUGCUGCGGCUGCUCGUCCUCCUGCCAUGGCCUGCACUGCCAGCGCUCCGGCCGCGCCUGCCCACGCUCAUUUCUGGGAGAUGCUGUCACUGCUGGCCCGGGAGCCGGGUAUGGAGUGGCUGGAGCUGAGCCUUGCUGGGCAGGCUGUCACCUCCCCUCCUCGCAGCCGAGAAGCACCGAGGAGAGGAGGAGAGAUGAAUUACCAUCAGCAGCAUUCCUUGGGACCUUGGCCUCUGAAGACUUUGUCGUUGUUGGAGCGCUCAGGAGACAGUAGGCUUUGGGAAGCCUACCUCGAAGGACUGAAGAAAUUCCUUGUCUUUAGGGAAAUCAUGGGAAUGCCUGCAGCCUGGCCAAUUCCAGUGGAGCAAAUUAGAGGGUUUUUGGCUGUGGAAUCUAACUUUUCCGCCUCGAAGACACUCCUAUACAUGGCAGCACUUUCUUACUUAUCAAAAUUGACUUGUAGCUCUGAUCCUCUGCAAGAUCCUAUAACCUGUUGCAUGGUGACCGGGUUGAAACGUCGAGUGGGUAUCCUGAGGGAUAUAUACUUGCCUAUAACAAUUGAGAUAUUGCGAUCUCUCUUAGGAGCUCUGGAGUCUGUGUGCAUAACUCAUUAUGAAUGCUUACUGUUUCGUGCAUUAUUUACCGUAGCUUUUUUUGGGGCACUUCGAAUAGGAGAGAUGGUGGCAAAGCACCGUAAUGUACUGCAGCCGGAGCUGCUGUAUCUGAGUGAUAUCCAGCUGAUGGCGAGGAAAGUGCUGCUUUUUCUGCCUUACUCUCCUGUGGAUCAGGAGAGGCACGUCAUCAGCCUAGCGCUGUCCGGAGAGCCAUGGGUGUGCCCCGUCCUGGCCCUCCGCAGCUAUUUGACAGCUCGCUCGCAGCACGAAGGGCCACUGUUCGUGCACUCGGACUUGAGGUCUGUAACGAAGAGGGAGUUCCUGGCCGUUCUCCGAUGUGCCCUGAGCCUGCUGGGGCUGUGUCCGGAGCAGUUCGGCGUGCAUUCCUUCUGGAUGGGGACUGCCGUCACCGCUGCGCGCUGCGGGUACCCUGGGGAAGAUGUCACUCGCCUGGCACGAUGGCCCUGUAUGAUCCCAGGAAGAUUCUAACCACGGGCACCAGCAGGAAAAUAGAAGCUAGCGAGUCAUCCUCUUUAUGUAGAGUCAUCUUUAGCUGUAUAGUUUAGAAGCUAAUCAAUCAUCCUCUUUAUGUAGAGUCAUCUUUAGCUGUAUAGCUUAGAAGCUAAUCAAUCACCCUCUUUAUGUAAACUUUAGCUGUAUAGUUUAGAAGCUAAUCAAUCACCCUCUUUAUGUAGAGUCAACUUUAGCCUUUGACAAGAAUUUAGUAUUAACACUUGAAAUUAAUUUUCUACCUCACAGUGGGGUGAUCCUAAGUUCACUCAGAACUUGUUUGUUCUGUCUGUAUUUGAAGGUAAGGGGAAUGUUUACCCUUUGUGCAUAGACUGUAUUUUUAUCUUGUAUAUUUAUAUUUUUAGCUUUAUUAUCUUGAGGUAAUAAAUACUGCCUUUUUAAAAACAA